AUGCUGGACGACACAAUGUAUGAAAUUCGAGAUUUACGAAAUAGUGCACGUUCAAAGAAAAAGUACAAGUAUCCAAGCGCUCCAGGUAAAGAAGAGCCAGGUAAAGGUCAGGUUAUUGAAGCUGGAAGAUUUUCUACGGAGAGUGUUGAUCAAGCAGAGGAAGAGCUCGUGCAACCAAACGCGGAAAAUUUUAUGGCUAAUAUUGUAGAUAUUGAGUAUGUUACGCAUGAUAUGGUGCGGAAUUUGACUAGCGCAAAUGAUUUUCCUCUUCCAGUCGCUAUUGAGGUAAAAAAGAUUCUACCAUUUUAUCUUAGCUUUCUCAAAUCAGUGCCUUAG
This is a messenger RNA of Strongylus vulgaris, 336 nucleotides long. The record is from the annotation of a GenBank genome assembly. Lineage: Eukaryota; Metazoa; Nematoda; Chromadorea; Rhabditida; Strongylidae.